Molecule: messenger RNA, 2091 nt
Organism: Prionailurus viverrinus (fishing cat)
Lineage: Eukaryota; Metazoa; Chordata; Mammalia; Carnivora; Felidae
Gene: ERI2
Product: ERI1 exoribonuclease family member 2
Exons: 9
Coding region: 39-2075 (678 amino acids)
Biological process (GO): exonucleolytic trimming to generate mature 3'-end of 5.8S rRNA from tricistronic rRNA transcript (SSU-rRNA, 5.8S rRNA, LSU-rRNA)
Molecular function (GO): zinc ion binding; 3'-5'-RNA exonuclease activity; nucleic acid binding
Source: RefSeq, a predicted model, not a curated record
UCCGGCAGUUGGGCUGGGAGGAGAAAGGAGAGCGGAGAAUGGCUACCAAGAGGUUGGCGCGGCAGCUUGGAUUAAUUAGAAGAAAGUCAGUUGCAGCAACAAAUGGAAAUGUAGGAAGAAGCAAAUCCAAGCAGUUGUUUGACUAUUUAAUUGUCAUUGAUUUUGAAUCAACAUGUUGGAAUGAUGGGAAACGCCACCAGAGCCAAGAAAUAAUUGAAUUUCCAGCAGUAUUGCUGAGCACAUCAACUGGAGAGAUUGAAUCUGAGUUCCAUACUUACGUUCAGCCUCAGGAACAUCCGAUUCUUUCUGAGUUUUGCAUGGAACUGACAGGCAUAAAACAGGCUCAAGUUGAUGAAGGAGUCCCUCUGAGGAUAUGCUUAUCUCAGUUCUGUAAAUGGAUUCAGAAGAUUCAGCAACAGAAGAAAAUUAUUUUUGCUACUGGGAUUUCAGAUCUGUCUAAUUCUGAAGUAAAAUUAUGUGCAUUUGUUACUUGGUCAGACUGGGACUUGGGGGUUUGCCUGGAGUAUGAGUGUAAAAGAAAACAGCUGUUAAAACCUGUGUUCUUAAAUUCUUGGAUUGAUCUCAGAGUAACUUAUAAGAUUUUCUAUAGAAGAAAACCGAAAGGACUAAGUGGUGCCCUGCAGGAAGUGGGAAUAGAAUUCUUGGGAAGAGAACAUUCUGGGUUGGAUGAUUCUCGGAAUACUGCCCUUCUUGCUUGGAAAAUGAUCAGGGAUGGUUGCUUAAUGAAAAUUACAAGGUCCUUGAACAAGGUUCCCACUAAGAAGAAUCCCAAAAUUUUGGCCAGAAAUUUGAAUACGAAUCAAGUUGAAGAAGCAUCGGCCUGCAACAGUAGCAUUUGGGGUCUGAGCACAUAUGAUAGGGAGCCUAAAAAUACAGUAAAUUCUCAUGAAAAAGUUCAGUUGAGGUCAGCUGGUGUGAAUUCUCCUAUAAAGGGACGAGAUCAGUUCCAACUAAAGAGCAAUGUAAAAGUGGGUCUUCAUGGUGGCAAAGGCUAUUUAUCUCUUUUUAAUACAAAGCCCUCUACUUCCCUGGAGCAGUUGCAGUCUCCCAGCUUGAAUACACCUAUGCAGAAGCACAUAAAAAAUGAACACCUUGCAUUUAGUACCAAACCUAAGUCUUCAACAGUUAGUUCAGAAUUGGUACUUAUUUCAACUACCAUUUCAUCUGUUAAUCAUAUUUCUGAUAUGGAAAUGAGUUCUGCUCUUGAUUGUUUACCUAUGUUGGCUGAUUGGGAGGAUGUAGCUUUACUGCCAGCAUCUCAGCCUGAGCAAAAUAUAGAUUGUAUACCUCCCAUUAAUGACUCAAACUUAGACACUUCACUUAAUUCCAUAGAAAGAUUAAUGAUUUUAAAGGAAGGCACAGAAGAAACUCCUCAAAACUCUGAGACCUCUAAGUCUAUUGUUUAUAAGAGUCCACAUACUACUAUUUAUCAUGUAAAAGAUGCCAAAGAUCAAGGUUCAGUUGCUUCUGACUUUAAAUUACCUGAAUGCAAAUCAAGUAGCUCUAACAGUAUUAAUGCCAGUAUGUCUCAUCCUUCAGUUUUGGGGAAAUACCCCCUCCUUUUAGGUAGUACUAAAAGGAAUCCAUCCAGUCUCCCAGCUUUCCCACCAGCAAAAAAACAGUCCUUCACUAUUCAUGAAGAAAAGCCUACAUCAUCUGAUGGCUUCCCAGUGAGAAGUUGUUCCCAGAAGGUCCUCCCCUCUGUCUUAGCUUCUACAGUUAACCUAGAAGGACCUUGGAAGAGUGGGAAAAUGACACCUCCAUUAUGCAAGUGUGGCCGAAGAUCUAAGAGACUUGUUGUUUCUAAUAAUGGACCAAACCAUGGAAAAGUCUUCUUUUGUUGCCCAAACGGGAAAUACGAAGAAAAUAGAAAAUGUUGUGGUUAUUUUAAGUGGGAACAAACACUUCGAAAGGAGAGAGCCAACAGCAGCAUUCUGUCUCAUUCUCCGGGGGGACCCACUUUUAGUUCCCCAGAAAUAAGCCAUAUUUGUGACAGAAAUGUAAAUUUUUCUACUAAAAAUUCAUUGAGACUCAGACCUUCAAUGAGGAAUUGAUAAACCUUCCCUAUGA